CUUUUCGCUCGAAAGAAACAACUAUGGUACAGAAUAAUGGAUUUCUCAAAAGAAAUUAUGAAGCACUUAGACUCAACUUCUAACUUGUUCAACAAUUGUCCCAGUGAGUUUAAUGACAUGGAAGAUGUCGUGUAUGCCGUUGAAACAUCAAACGUUUGCUGGUCCCCUGUUCUGAAUGAUGAUAAUUCUUGCUAUCUGGCAACGGCUCAAAAAUCUGGAAUAAUAUUAUUUUGGUUACUAAAAUAUAACAAUAAUGCAUUUGAAACAACAUUCUAUGGCAGUAUAAAAAAUUCUAAUGAAAACGAAGUAGCUUUAAUGGUUUGGAUACCAAUAGACAAAAAUAAAUUUUUACUCAUCAUUACCAAUGAAAUUGGCCAAGUAUGGGCUAAUGAAUGUGAAAUACUUAAUAAUAAUGUCACACUUGUCAAGGAACACAGCUUAUGGACCUAUCAAGAUAAAAUGAUGGUAACUUAUUUUGAAUAUGCAUUCGAGAAUGAAAAGCUAUUAAUAUUUUUUAACAAACAUAGACAUUUGAUAGUACAAAUGUAUGAUAGUAAUUUUAAUUUAUUAUCUCAAUCUAUGGAAAAUGUUAACGAUUAUAGAAUAACCUCAAUUAUAAAAUUCAAAAAGAAUUUUUAUUUAACCACAGUUAAUACAAAAAUGUAUAGCAUUGAUUAUAACAUUGUAAAUAAUACUGUAGCAAUAAUGUUGAACCUUUUUGAUAUUAAAGAUUCCUAUACAUCAUAUGAACUGUAUGGCAUUGGAUGUUCAUACAAUCAAGUUUUGUUCGCGCUCGCAAUGAUUGAUCGAAGAGUUUUAUAUCGGAAAGAAACGUUAAAAAUUGAAUUAAUCUUUCUAUGUCAGGAAUUAGAUAACGCUACGACAGCUAUUGUGAAUAAUCCAACAAAAAAUUUAAGGAAAGUAUGGGAUUAUAUUGAAGUUUUAAGAUGUAAAAUAGUUAAAACAAAGAAAUUACCAGAGAUAGACUAUGAUAAGUUAUUAAAAGAUGGUGAAAAUGAUGUGUAUAAACUGAAAGUUUAUUUAGUUUUUUUAUAUUUUUAUCAAAGUUUGGAAAGUCUAAUGAUCACACAUUUGAAGGGAAAACUUCCAGAAACUUGUACCGACGUUAUAAAGGACAAAAUACUAAUGUUUCAGUCAAUUAAUGUUAUUAAUGAAAUUAGUGAAAAAUUUAAAAAUAAUGGUCAGUUAAGUGAUUUUGAACGGGAAUGUUUUGCAUGUAGCAAAAAAUAUCUUUAUUAUUAUUGUAAAAUGUAUAAAAAAAAUCCAAACGAUUAUUUAUCAGAAGAUAUUUGUAAUUUAAGCAAUUUGAACAUUGAAUAUACAUGUCAGGCUUGUGAUGAAAAAAUAAUUCAGUUUUCAUGUUCAGGCGGGCAUUUAAAUAUGUUUUGUUGUCUCACAUUCACUCUAAUUGAAAGUGAUCAAUAUUUGACAUGCAAAGUAUGUGGUUCAACUGCUAGAAUAGAAUUGUUAGAAAAAAAUCCAUGUUGUCUCUUUUGCGAUUUUUAUUUAAAUACAUAA
This is a messenger RNA of Melitaea cinxia (Glanville fritillary), 1539 nucleotides long. RefSeq lists its product as uncharacterized. Bases 37 to 1539 code for a protein of 500 amino acids. The transcript has a single exon. The record is from RefSeq and is a predicted model, not a curated record. Lineage: Eukaryota; Metazoa; Arthropoda; Insecta; Lepidoptera; Nymphalidae.